AUGCUCUUCAAGUCGUCGAUUCUGGCCCUCCUGGCCUCUCAGGUCUUUGGUGCUUUUGCCCAGGACACUUCUGAUGCCAACGCCCCUCCUCCCAAUGUCGCCCAGCUCAAGGCCGAUGUCAGCGCCAGCUUCCCCGACGCCGACAUCUUUGGCGUCAAGCUCGUCAACGGUCGUCCCACAAAGGCCGUCAUCGAGGUCAACAACCGCGACGAUGGCCCCAUCCAGAUCGCCUUUGUCGGCGGCACCCUCUCCACCACCAAGGAGCUCCCCGCCGAGAAGCCCGCCUACGAGGCCAUCGUCCGCAACCUGACGGCCGUCCAGUACAACCUUGAGAUCCCCGCCGGCGAGAAGAAGGAGCUCCCCUUCUCCUUUGCCCUCGACAUGCAGCCUCAGGAUGUUCUCCUCCGUCUUGUUGCCGUUGUCUCCGACACCAAGGGCAACAUCCACCAGGUCCAGGUCCACAACGCUGCCGCUUCCAUUGUUGAGGCUCCCACCAGCUUCCUCGACCCCCAGAUCAUCUUCCUCUACCUCUUCCUCUCCGCCGCCUUCGCCGGUACCCUCUACUUCGUCUACAAGACCUGGAUCGAGGCUCUCUUCCCCCAGGCCAAGCGCACCCGCUCCACCAAGAAGGCCAAGAAGGUUGAGACUGCUGAGCCCCUCUCCGGCUCCGAGGCCACCGGCGCUGCCACUGGCUCUGGCAAGGACUACGACGAGAGCUGGAUCCCCGAGCACCACAUCAACCGCCCCGCUGCCCGACGCGUCAAGUCCAGCGCCAGCAACAAGAACAAGAAGCUGGAGUAAAGAACCUUCCAACACCUUGCUGGGCUUUCUCCGGCUCCGGCGUCGUCACGAAAUGUCGAGAAUAAUCUCGACGUGACGCGCCAUGUAACGAGUUUCCGAGGCGGUGGGCAGAGACGUCCGCUUCCCGUGUAUUCUUUCAUUUUCGGGUAGACUAGGGGCGAGCGCGUCACAGGCUGGCAGGCAGGGCAUGAUUUCAAUCGCAUGAUGGACGGAUAUGCGCAAAAUGGUUGCUGCAAUGUACAUUACCUGUGCCAAAAUUGAAUACCACGUCAUGAUAUGGGUGUUCGCACUGAUUC
This is a messenger RNA of Fusarium vanettenii 77-13-4, 1097 nucleotides long. RefSeq lists its product as uncharacterized. NCBI's taxonomy places the organism in Eukaryota, Fungi, Ascomycota, Sordariomycetes, Hypocreales, Nectriaceae. Bases 1 to 801 code for a protein of 266 amino acids. The record is from RefSeq and is a predicted model, not a curated record. Gene Ontology annotation, cellular component: endoplasmic reticulum; endoplasmic reticulum membrane. The transcript has 3 exons.